Molecule: messenger RNA, 1098 nt
Organism: Blastocystis hominis
Lineage: Eukaryota; Bigyra; Opalinata; Blastocystidae
Exons: 2
Coding region: 1-1098 (365 amino acids)
Biological process (GO): cytoplasmic translation
Cellular component (GO): cytoplasm
Molecular function (GO): GTPase activity; GTP binding
Source: RefSeq, a predicted model, not a curated record
AUGAGUCUUGUCCAGCAGAUUGCCGAGAUUGAGGAGGAGAUGGCCCGAACGCAGAAGAAUAAGGCCACUGAAAAGCAUAUUGGAUUGCUGAAGGCCAAGCUCGCGAAAUUGAGGCGAGAAAUCCUGACUCCCAAGUCUUCCAAGGGAGGUGGUGAGGGUUUCGAUGUCACAAAGUCGGGAGAUACGCGUGUUGGCUUGAUUGGCUUUCCGUCCGUAGGAAAAUCCACUCUGCUGACCAAACUGACGGGCACCUUUUCAGAAGUCGCAGCCUAUGAGUUCACAACGCUUACCUGUAUUCCUGGCGUUAUUCACUACAAGGGUGCGAAAAUUCAAUUGUUGGAUCUCCCCGGUAUUAUCGAAGGAGCCAAGGAUGGAAAGGGUCGUGGUCGACAGAUUAUUGGAACGGCGCGAACCUGCAAUAUGAUUCUCAUCGUUUUAGAUGCAAUGAAACCCGUCACACACAAGCGCAUCAUCGAGAAGGAGUUGGAGGGCUUUGGAAUCCGUUUGAACAAGCAGCCUCCCAACAUCUACUUCAAGAUCAAGGACAAGGGUGGCGUCAACCUCCAAAUCAUGUCGAAGGACUGCGAGUUGGAUGCAGACGUCGUCUCCUCCAUCCUCCACGAAUACAAGAUCCACAAUGCGGACAUUACCAUUCGUUGCGACGCCACGGUGGACGAUCUGAUCGAUGUAAUCGAAGGAAACCGCGUCUACAUGCCCUGCCUGUACGUCCUCAACAAAAUCGACCAGAUCUCCAUCGAAGAGCUGGACAUUCUCGCUGAAUUGGAGCACUGCGUCCCCGUGUGUGCUGGCCGCGAGUGGAACCUGGACGAGCUUCUGGAGCGGAUCUGGGAGUACUGCAAGAUGAUUCGGAUCUACACAAAGCCGAAGGGACAGAUUCCCGACUAUGAAGAGCCCGUUAUUCUACACGCAGAGGCCCCCACCGUCCGAGACUUCUGCAACCGACUGCAUAAGAGCAUUGUGAACCAGUUCCAGUACGCGUGGGUCUGGGGGUCGUCGGUGAAACACCAGCCGCAGCGCGUGGGAUUGGAUCAUGUGCUGAUGGAUGAGGAUGUGGUGCAGAUUGUGAAGAAGGAAUAA